Messenger RNA from Electrophorus electricus (electric eel), 3486 nucleotides. RefSeq names its product polymerase (DNA directed) kappa (gene polk). Gene Ontology annotation, biological process: error-prone translesion synthesis. NCBI's taxonomy places the organism in Eukaryota, Metazoa, Chordata, Actinopteri, Gymnotiformes, Gymnotidae. Gene Ontology annotation, cellular component: nucleus. The record is from RefSeq and is a predicted model, not a curated record. Gene Ontology annotation, molecular function: damaged DNA binding; DNA-directed DNA polymerase activity.
AAAUGGCAGCGAAGAGAAUGGAGCUGUCAAAGUUUUUCUGACGUUAGGUCCGAGGUGAAUGGAAUUACAGUUGCUGUUUACCAAAAGAUGGACGGGACGGCGGACAGUAGAGAGGGCAUGCUCUCUAGAAUGGCGCUCAAUGACAACAAGGCUGGCAUGGAGGGCCUCGACCGCGACAAAAUCAACAACAUUAUCCUCGAGGCGUCCAAGGGCUCCAGGUUCUAUGUCAAUGAGGUAAAAAAGGAGCAGCAGGUAAAUGAGCGCAUCGGGAAGAUGAUGAGACAUAAAGCUAAACUCACUGAACAGCAGAUACAAAAAGCGCAAGCUGAGGUGGAGAAGCUGUCCGCAGAGCUGGAGAUGGGUCGUGAGCUGGGCCGGGUGAUCGUGCACGUGGACAUGGACGCGUUCUAUGCUGCCGUGGAGAUGAGAGACUGCCCGGAGCUGAAGGACAAACCCAUGGCUGUGGGAUCCAUGAGCAUGCUGUCCACUUCUAACUACCAUGCCAGGAGAUAUGGUGUUCGUGCAGCCAUGCCAGGCUUCAUCGCCAAGAAGCUUUGUCCAAAUUUGGUCAUCGUGCCACUCAACUUUGAUAAAUACACAGCAGUGAGUGAACAGGUACGAGAGGUGUUUGCAGCAUAUGAUCCUCACUUUCUGCCCAUGAGUUUAGAUGAAGCUUAUUUGGACAUCACUGAGCACCUUCACGAGAGGCAGCACUGGCCUGAGUCUAUGAGAUCAUAUAAGUCCUGUGAUGCUCAGAGUGGAGAAGAGAUGGAUAAAACCAAGAAUGAGGUUCCAGUGGAGACAGAUAAUCUAUCCCCUGUCCUGUUUGAGGACAGUCCAAGUUCCUCCCCUAGUCUCCCAGGGUCUGAUGGGAAGGUGGAGGUGUUUGGGACGAGCCCCGAAGAGGCUGUGAGGGAGAUGCGCUUCCGUAUCGAGCAGAAAACUUCGCUGACCGCCAGCGCCGGCAUCGCCCCGAACAUGAUGCUUGCGAAGGUGUGCAGUGACAAGAACAAGCCCAAUGGUCAAUACAGCAUCCUCCCUGAGAGACAGGCUGUGAUGGACUUCAUCCGGGACCUACCUGUUCGCAAGGUUUCAGGGAUCGGGAAAGUGACGGAAAAGAUGCUGGCAGCCCUGGACAUCUUCACUUGUGCCCAGCUUGGGCAGCAGAUGAGAGUGCUGUCGCUGCUCUUCUCAGAAACAUCCUGGCACCAUUUCCUCCAGAUCUCCCUGGGCCUUGGCUCUACACGCAUAGAGAGAGACUCUGAGAGGAAAAGCAUGAGCACAGAAAGGACAUUUGGAGAGAUGAGCGAUUCUGAGGAGCAGUAUGCCCUAUGCAGAGAGCUGUGUCGUGACUUGGCACAGGACCUGCAGAAGCAGGGCCUCAAGGGCAAAACGGUUACCUUGAAAUUAAAGAAUGUCAGCUUUGAGGUGAAGACCAGAGCGCUUACACUGCAGUGUGCCGUCUGCACCGAGGAGGAGAUUUUCAUCCCUGCUAAGGAGCUUCUGAAGGCUGAGAUUGACUAUGUCAGCCCCCAGCUACUGAGGCUUAGACUUAUGGGUGUUCGGGUUUCAAGCUUCAUCAACACUGAUGACAAACAGCCCCAGCAGAAGAGCAUAGUGGGCUUCCUGAAGAUAGCAGCACGUUCUCAUAGUUCACAAUCCAAGCCUGAAAUGGCUAGUUUGUCAGAAUGUAGGGUCAGUUCUCAAAGGCAACCACCUGCUGAGUCCUGGAGUGCCUCAGCUGGAGGGCAAACACUCAGGCCUCUUAGUAAGUGGCGAACUGAAUCUGGAGACACCAGAGGCCCUAAGCAGCAGACCUUCUUCCAGAUGGCCCAUUCAAAGAGGUUGCAAGAUCAAGCUUGGCAAGAACCAAGCUCUGUGUGCACAAAUGACACAGACAAUUUUUUGGCCACAGACUCAAUCCACAAAUCUGGCUUUUUUACCGCAACAAGCCAUGAAACGGACAAAAUAGGAAAUACGCAAACAAGCUCAUCAAUAACGCAUGCAGAAACGGAGCAAAACGCACUCGAAACAGACACGACCUUGCCUACAACAAGCACAGUAUCACAUGCAACUCAACGCGCUGACAAGCCAGCAUUAGGAAAAACGCAGUCAAGUCCACCGGAGUGCUUCACGUGCCCUGUGUGUUUUAGUGAAAUGCAGUCUAAAGACCUUGCAGCGAUCAACCAGCACAUCGAUGAGUGUCUAAAGUCCAGUGCAGCGGACAGUGAGAGUUGUCACAUGGUCUCGGAUCAGAAUGUGUAUGUAGACCCAAAACAGGUGGACAGGAAGGAUGAAGAUCAGCAGUUGUCUCAUCAGUCCAAAGCCACAGAUUCAAGCUCAGGAAGCAAAGAAUCACUGGAGACUCUGAACAAAGGCUUGUUAAAAAGUGUUGAGGAGGAACAACACCCCAGUUCCUUGAAUGCAAUCACAGCAGCAUUUAUUUUUGAAAAAGGUGAAAAAUCCAAUUUGAGAGAGCCAACGAUGAAUGAAAAGUGCUUACUUCUGCCUGAUUCUGGAACUAUAGCCUUACUCCAGACCUCUGAGGUACUAAUGAUGUCAUCGGAGGAGAAAACCUCCACCUUGACAUGCCCGGUGUGUAAUCAGCCUCAAGAUACAGAUGACCUCACUCUCUUCAACCAUCAUGUGGACAUGUGCCUCAACCAGGAGGUGUUGCAGGGUUUCAGGGAUACUGUGUCACCACAGGCUCAGACAGCUGUAUUAUUCCCACAGAAGAUCAAAGAUGACAGAGGAUGUAGUGCAAGAGGAAAGAGCAAAAGGCGAGGAUCACCACCACCACCUCCCUCAAAGAAAACCAGACCCACUGGCCCAAGACACACCAUUGACAAGUUCUUUAAAGGAAACAGCAACCAGAAAUUCUAAAUAUCAUCUGUACAACUUCUCCAGAAUGGAAAAGUUCAGACCAAGAGCAACAGCUUGCAGUGAAGUAACAUAUUAGAGGUAUUCGUUGGGAAAUUACUGUUUUGUUUAAUUUCCCCUCCGGGUAAAGAAAAAAAAAAUCCACAUACAAGUAAACAGGUGUUUGAGAAGAAUUGUUCCUGUCCAAAAUGGUAAUCAUGUCAAAGGAAAAUGGUGAGCACUUUAGCACUAUGUACUUAAUUUAAAACAAAGGCACUGGUAGCAACCGGAAUGCCAAUUAACUUUUAUUUUUAUACUUGGAACAAAAUGCUUAUAAUUUUGUGAUGUAAUUACUGACAGACUAAGCACGUUCCCAGUCUUGUACAAUAUCAUCUGAACUCUUAAUGAGAAAUAAAUAUAUUAAACGUUUUGUUACUGUACCAGUAACCUGGUAAAAACAAAACAAGCUUUCAUACCAAAAAAUUCUGUCCGGCAUAUCGCCAACAGCAAGCAGGCUCCCGGCCCAUUCCUUUAGUCAGAUGACCGAGUGGCACGAUUAGUCCCUCCCAACUUCCGUGUUCCAUGUUUUCCGUCUUGUGUAUUUUAGUUGCAUGCGUAGUUUAGUUU